Tetranychus urticae (two-spotted spider mite) is the source of this 1409-nucleotide messenger RNA. RefSeq names its product regulatory particle non-ATPase 9 (gene Rpn9). The record is from RefSeq and is a predicted model, not a curated record. Gene Ontology annotation, biological process: ubiquitin-dependent protein catabolic process. Gene Ontology annotation, molecular function: structural molecule activity. Lineage: Eukaryota; Metazoa; Arthropoda; Arachnida; Trombidiformes; Tetranychidae. Gene Ontology annotation, cellular component: cytosol; proteasome regulatory particle, lid subcomplex; nucleus.
CUAGGUUAGCAAAUGAUCGGCAAAAUUGAGUUUUGUCAGCUCAUAUGAUUAAAUUGCCCUCAUAUUGAUUAUUAUAUUGUUGUUUCUUUUUGUCAAUUGAUUAAUUAAUUGUGUGUUUCUGCUAAAUUAACACUUUUGGAUUACCUGAUUCGGUGAUAAUUAUUUGGAAGAAAACAUGGGUGUCAACGAAUAUUUAAAGUCAAUGGAAUCUCGGUAUCCAGAGUUUACUGAGUAUUGGACCGCAUUCGAGGGAUACUAUAAUAAGAAGCUUUGGCAUCAGUUAACUAUGAAAACAGAAGCUUUUGUCAAACUACCGGAAUCCAAUCGUGUUGACCUUGUUGCAUUUUACACUAAUUUCAUCGCUGAAUUUGAAACAAAAUUGAAUCCUCUCUCAUUGGUUGAAAUAAUUGCGUUCAUCAUUAAAGAGAUGAAGGAUUAUCAAGAAUGUUUGGUUUUUCUUGAGAAAAUUAAAGAAAAAGUUAAAGGCAACCAAACUGCCUCUCUCCUUUGUAGUAUCUUAAUGGCUCAAUUGAAGUUGGCUAACAAAGAGUUAGAUGAUGUUAAAAAAAUCCUUGGUGAGAUUGGUCCAAUAAUAGAUGAACAAACUGGAAUAACUCCGAUUCAUGGCAGAUAUUUUCAACUCUCUUCUGACUAUAAUCAGAUUAUUGGUAACCAUGUUGAAUAUUAUCGUAAUGCAUUGAGAUUUUUAGGAUGUUCAAGUAUCGACAAUGAAUCAGAUGAGCACCUAGAGAAUCGCGCUUUCGCAUUGGCUCUUGCAGCUCUUUUGGGUGAAUCCAUUUUCAACUUUGGAGAACUUCUUCAACAUCCUAUUGUUGAAUAUUUGAAGCGUAAACAUAAUUGGUUGCUUGAUUUACUUUAUGCUUUCAAUGCUGGAGAUCUGGAGAGAUUUGAAAAACUAAAGCCACAAUGGUCUGAACAAGCUGAUCUACGAGCUCAUGAGCUUCAAUUGAGGCAAAAAAUUUCACUACUUUGCCUCAUGAAUAUGACUUUCAAUAGCCACGAUGGCAUAUUAACUUUCAAUGAAAUAGCUAAGAAAACAUACCUUCCGGAGGGAGAAGUUGAAUUAUUAGUGAUGAAAGCUUUAUCACUUGAGUUGGUCAAGGGAACAAUUGACGAAGUCGAGAAGAAAGUUUACCUAUCGUGGGUGCAACCUCGAGUUUUGGACAAGACUCAAAUAAAUUCAUUGAAAAGUAAACUGGAACAUUGGUCUAAAGAUGUCAGAAAAAUGGAAAUACUAUUGGAGCAAAAAGUACAGGAAAUUAUUGGAUAAAAGACUCAAGCUUUUUAGUAAAUUUUCAUACCCAUAUAAGUUUAAAAUUACUUAUUAAAAAGAAAUGCAAUUGAAGUUUGUUUCUUAUAGUCCGAAAUAAACUUGUUACAUUGAUUAA